This is a messenger RNA of Notolabrus celidotus (New Zealand spotty), 4677 nucleotides long. Its product is annotated as multidrug resistance-associated protein 9-like. Gene Ontology annotation, biological process: transmembrane transport. Gene Ontology annotation, cellular component: membrane. Gene Ontology annotation, molecular function: ABC-type transporter activity; ATP binding; ATP hydrolysis activity. Lineage: Eukaryota; Metazoa; Chordata; Actinopteri; Labriformes; Labridae. The record is from RefSeq and is a predicted model, not a curated record.
CUCUCUUUUCUCCUCACUCCUGAAUGCUGCUAACACUGUGAACACCUGAACCACUGAAGGGUCUGAGACACAACAGCAACACAAAUCAGCAAUUACAGCAACUAAACUAGACACAAAAUGAAAACGGACUAUUCUUUGGAGAAGAACGAGAGUACUCAAGGAGUCUCUUUCGCAGAAGAUGGUUUCCGUUGGAAAUCUGGAUCAAUGGCCUCAGAUCCUGAACAUACUGAGACGGACAACAACGACAGAACAGCUCAACCCUCAUUAUGGAGAAAAUACCACCAGAGCAUUCAGACCCUCAAACCCAUUCGCUUAUCCUCACCAAAUGCCCACCCUCUGGACAAUGCAGGCUUUCUGUCCUUUUCAACCUUUGUCUGGAUGACCCCAAUGAUGUGGGCAAUAUUCAGGAACAGGCUGGACAUGAGCUCGCUCAAACUGUCUCCUUUGGAUUCAGCGGAUACCAGCGGAGAAAGGUUGCACAGACUCUGGGAGGAAGAAGUGGCUAAGGUGGGCCUGGAGAAGGCCUCUUUGGUUCGAGUGGCUUUUCGCUUUCAGAGGACAAGGCUGAUUCUGUCCGUUUUUAUCGGUAUCCUUGCCAUGUUUGCAGCUUUUCUGGGCCCGGCUGUUCUGGUCUAUGAGAUCUUAAACUUCACCGAUGACCCAGGGAGCUCCACAGUGUAUCAUGGGGUCGGUCUGGCGUUGGGUCUGUUCACGUCUGAGUUCUUCAAAGCUUUCCUAAUAUCCUUACUGUGGGCCAUGAACCUGCGUACAGCUGUCAGACUGAAGGGGGCCUUCUCAUCAAUGGCCUACCAGAAAGUAAUCUCUCUGCGGGUUCACAGCGGCAUCUCAAUGGGAGAGCUGAUAAAUGUUUUGACCAACGAUGGCCACAGGUUGUUUGAAUCGGUCCUGUUUGGGAGCUUCAUGCUCUGUGCCCCAGUGCUCUUUACUGUGUGUGUAAUCUAUGCCUGCAUCAUUCUGGGCUACACUGCGCUGAUGGGAGUCUGCAUCUUCAUCAUCUUCAUCCCUGUUCAGUUUAUCCUCGCCAAGCUCAUUACCGGGUUCAGAUGGAAAGCCAUACAGAUAACAGACAGCCGUGUUCGCACGAUGAAUGAGAUUCUCAACAGUAUCAAACUUAUCAAGAUGUAUGCCUGGGAGGAUUCCUUCGAGGAGAAGGUGGCAGCACUCAGGAAAAAAGAAAAGACAGAACUGAAGAAGGUCUGCUACGUCCAGAAUAUGAACACCAGCAUCACCGGCAUCAUCCCUACUGUUGCUACUGUUCUCACCUUCAUCGUACACACUUUGUUGGGCUUGAGUCUCAACACAUCUGAUGCCUUUACCACCAUCGCCAUCUUCAACUCCAUGAGGUUCUGCUUGGGUCUGAUGCCGUUAUCUGUGAAGACGCUGGCUGAAGCUCUGGUGGCAUUGACACGACUGAAGAAAUUACUGAUGAUCCAGAAUCCAGACCCCUACAUGAUAAAGAUGAAAGACAGUGACUCAGCCAUAGUGGUGAAAAACGCGACUCUAUCCUGGACUAAACUGGACAGCCAGACAGACUCGUCACCCAGCUCAGCAAACGGGGUGAAUGGACACAAAGAGGACGAGGUGUCCCAGAAGGAGAGGACUGAAUCCAACCAGCCAACCUUGAGAAACAUCUCCUUCACACUGCCCAAAGGUAACCUGCUCGGAAUCUGUGGGAAUGUGGGGAGUGGGAAGACGUCAGUGAUUUCCAGCAUUUUGGAGCAGAUGCACCUCCUUCAAGGCUCCCUCUCAGCUGAUGGGACAUUUGCCUACGUUUCCCAGCAGGCCUGGAUAUUUCAUGGUACAGUUCGAGAAAACAUCCUGAUGGGGGAACCUUUCAACAAGGCCAAGUAUGAAAGGAUUGUGGAUGUCUGUAGUCUGAGAGCUGACCUGAAAAUCCUUCCGUAUGGUGAUCAAACUGAGAUUGGUGAGCGAGGGUUGAAUCUGUCAGGGGGGCAGAAGCAGAGGAUCAGUCUGGCCAGAGCUGUCUACUCCAAUAAAGAUAUCUUCCUCCUGGAUGACCCGCUGUCUGCUGUGGACGCACAUGUGGGGAAACACAUUUUUGAAGAAUGCAUUAAGAAGGAGCUCAAAGGAAAAUCCAUCAUACUGGCUACACACCAGCUUCAGUAUCUGGAGUUUUGUGAUGAUUUGGUUCUGGAGGAUGGCGAGGUGCUGGAGGCAGGAGACCACCAGGCUCUGAUGAAAGUCAAGGGACGCUAUGCUCAGCUAAUCAGCAAUUACCAGUUAGAACAAUCCAAGUCAGAGGAAGAGGAAGUCUCACCCCAAGAUGUCACCCAGAUGAGGGAAAUUGAGAUGAGAGAUCGUGCAGACAGUGGGAUAGUGAACCUGGCAUUUGAAAUGUCAGAUGAAAAGGACUAUGGAUCUACAGCUGACAAAAUUUCUUCUGCUGGAGAUCAGCUGGUGAGUGAAGAGGCUGUCACAGAAGGUGCUGUCUCCUGGAGAGUCUACCAGCAGUACUGCAAGGCCGCUGGAGGCUACAUCGCCACCUUCAUCACUGUGCUGAACAUCGUGCUGUUGCUUGGAUCCACAGCCUUCAGCAACUGGUGGCUCAGCUAUUGGCUGGGGAAUGGUAAUGGGGUGAGAACUAUCUCUCUAUUUACUCACAGCUUAAUCAAAUUAUUUUUUGGGCAACAGGCGAGUCUCAGAAACCCGGAUCUGUACUUUUACCAGAUGAUUUAUGGCUUGACGGUUGUUGCCAUGUUGUUACUUGCGGUGACAAAGUGCUUUUACACCCGGGCAACCAUGGGUGCUGCCUGCAAAUUCCACGACACCAUGUUCAAUAAGAUUAUCGCCAGUCCCAUGAGUUUCUUUGACACAACACCAACUGGCCGCAUUAUCAAUCGCUUUUCCAAAGAUCAGGAGGAAGUGGACACAGUCCUUCCUCUUCACAUGGACCCUUUCUUGCAGUUACCUCUGUUGGUCACCUACACCAUUAUCAUCAUCUCAACCGUCUUCCCUGCCAUGCUGGUAGCUGUGGUUGUUAUGGGAGCUUUGUUCAUCCUCAUCCUCUGUGAUGUGUUCCAGAGGAGUAUUCGUCAGAUGAAAAAGAUGGAAAACAUCAGUCGCUCUCCCUGCAUAUCUCUCACCACCUCCACCCUGCAAGGCCUCAGCACCAUCCAUGCCUAUAUAAGAGACAGCCACAUCAAACUGUUUAAGACCCUGAACGACCUGAACUCCAACCACUAUUUAUUAUUUCACUCUGGGACACGUUGGCUCUUUUGGCUGGACUUCAUGGCUACUGCCAUGACUCUUUUAGUGGCUCUGUUCGUAGUGCUCAGCAGUGAUGAUCUCAUCAGUCCAUCUGCAAAAGGCCUCGCCUUGUCCUACACUGUUCAGUUGACAGGCAUGCUUCAGUUUGUGGUGAGGCAGGCUACUGAGGUAGAGGCGAGAUUCAACUCAGUGGAGCGACUGCAGGAGUACAUCAAGGAUUGUACUUCUGAGGCCCCCAGACACAUAAAGGAGGCUAGAAUCCCAGAGGACUGGCCAAAGAGUGGAGCCAUCGCCUUCCAGAGCUAUAAGAUGAGGUACAGAGAGAAUACACCUGUUGUCCUCAAUGAGCUGAACUUCAUGAUCAGAGCUGGAGAGAAGCUAGGCAUCGUGGGACGGACAGGAUCUGGAAAGUCCUCUUUGGGUGUGGCUCUGUUCAGGCUGGUGGAGCCAGCAGGAGGAACUAUCCAGAUCGAUGGAGUGGACAUCAUGAGUAUUGGUCUCCAGGAUCUGCGCAGCAAACUGUCAAUCAUCCCCCAAGACCCUGUGCUGUUCAUUGGCACAAUCAGAUACAACCUGGACCCCUUCAAUAACUACACAGACGAGGAGAUCUGGGCAGUGCUGGAGAAGACCUACAUGAAGAACUCGAUCUUGCGACUGGAGGGGAAACUACAGGCCCCUGUUUUUGAGAAUGGAGACAACUUCUCUGUGGGAGAAAGACAGCUCAUGUGUAUGGCAAGAGCACUACUUCGCAACUCUAAGAUCAUUCUUUUGGAUGAAGCCACAGCAUCCAUCGAUGCAGAGACAGACGCUUUGAUACAGAACACCAUCAAAGAAGCCUUCCAGGACUGCACCAUGCUCACUAUUGCUCAUCGUAACACUGUGGUAGAUGCAGAUCGUAUUCUGGUCAUGGACAAUGGAGAGGUGGCAGAAUUAGACAAUCCUGAUGUGCUGAAGCAAAAACCGGACUCUCUUUUCUCCUCACUCCUGAAUGCUGCUAACACUGUGAACACCUGACUCUCAGAUGCUCUGACACCACAGCAACAGAAACCAGCAAUAACAGCAACCAACCAGACCAUUUGUUAGCUAGGCAGGCGUGCAGGUAUCUGGUAUAACUGAGCUGCCGAUGGGCUGUAAGGUUAAUGUGGAAAAAAUACAGCAGUGUCAUUGUAAAUAGUGCAAUGUUUAUCUCUCUUUUCAGCUGAUAAAAAUAUGAAGACUGGAAAUUACAUUUCAGAGCUUUUCCUAAAGAGUGAAUAUGAUGAUGUAUAUUUAAAAAGAUAUAUUAUUUAUUGAUCUUUUGUGUAUAUUUUACUGCCACUACAACAAUGCAAUACCAUUUGAAACAACAGAUUGCACAUAGUGAUUUUUUAAAUUUGACACGUGUCAUAAACUGAGUUGAGUUUGUGAAUAAAUGAUGUGAAUUUGUAA